UUAUUAAAAAAAUUUUAUAUAAAUAUGCAAUAGAAAGAUUUAUUAUACAAAUAUUUUCUAUUUGUCUCUUAUAAUUAUUCAGAUAUCAAAAAUGUUUUCAAUUAAUUUAAUAGUUUUGGAUAGUUAUCAAUCAACUCCACUAUCAGAAUUAGAUGUAACAUUUUCAGAUUUUCGAGGAAAUGAAAUUAGACAAGUCCCAAUUAUCAGAAUAUUUGGAUCUACUUUAUCUGGAAUAAAAACAUGUUUACAUGUACAUGGAGUAUUUCCAUAUAUAUAUAUACCAUGUACAAUAAAUAACAAUGUUGAUAGCUUUAUGUAUAAAUUAGCAGCAGGAAUAGAUUCUGCAAUAAAUGUAUCUUUGGGAACUGCAAUGUCUAAUAUUCAACAUGUUUAUAAAAUUCAACAAGUUUAUGGAAUUCCUCUUUAUGGAUAUCAUGAGAAGAAACAUUUAUUUUUUAAAAUUUAUUUUUAUAAUCCAGCUAUGGUUAAACGAGCAGCUGAUUUACUGCAAAAUGGUAUGGUACUUAAUCAAAGUUUACAACCACAUGAAGCACAUAUACCUUUUAUUUUACAAUUUAUGAUUGAUUAUAAUCUUUAUGGUAUGAGUUUAAUAAACUUGAAAAAUGUUAAAUUUAGACAAUAUACACAUAUGAAAGAAAAUUCUCAAAAUGAAAAUUCAUUAAAUUUAUUUGAUUCACAAAAAUAUCUUCCUUCAUCUGUUUUAAAGCAAACUACUUGUAAAUUAGAAGUAGAUGCACAAGCAAGUGAAAUAUUGAAUAAACAAGAAAUUCAAAAUGGUUUUGAUUUAAAUCCUGGUCUUGCAGCUAUUUGGAAUGAAGAAAAAUAUAGAAGAGAAGCAAAAGGAUUACAGAAUAUUGAAUCACAAUUUUUAUAUUCCAAUACUAAUGAGAGAAUUUAUAAUGUAACAGAAAAUGAUAUUUAUCAAGAAAAAAGAUUUAUAAAAAGAUUACAAUCUAUAUCAGAGAUCAGUGAUGAUAUAAUAUCAAAAGAAUAUAGUUAUCCUUUAGAAUUAGAAAAUGAAGAUAAUUCAUUUAGUGCUUCAUAUGUUCCUAAUCAUUUUAAAUCAAUAGUAUUAAAUAAGGAAAAUAAAAAUGAAAUACUUUUAAAUAAUGAUUUAUUAAAACUUAAAAAAUCUGAAAUAAGAGAAAAUUUAUCUCAAGAUAAAAUAAUAGAAAAUAGUAUUUUGGAUUUAGAAGAUAUGUAUUUGCUUGAAAUAUUAAAUAAUUUAAUAGAAGAAAAUGAAGAAGAAAAGAUUAUAGAUAAUGAUAGUAUGUUAGGUUCUCAAUUUUCUAUGUUAAACAAUGAAAUUAAGGAUGACAAUGAAGAUGAUGAAAUUGAAAAUUUGAAUAUUACAAGUUUAGAUUUGAAUAAUAUUGAUUCAUGGAAUUCAAUUAUUGAAUUUGGAACUAAGAUUGAAGAUAAGAAAAUAGAUUACAUAACUGAAAAUAAUAUUGAAAAUAAUAUUGAAAAUACUAUUUCAACAGAUCUUCCUCAGUAUGAUGGUUCAAGUGAUUUGAUUUUAAAAAAUGAAAAACAAUUAUCAUCGAAAUUUACUAAAAAUAAAAUGAAAAAAGAAAGAAAAGUAUGCACAAAAUCGAAGAAAUUUAUAUUGCAUUUUAAUAAAAAUAUAGUAUUAAAUGAAUUUGAAAGUAAACAUAGAAAAUUAGUGCAAACUGAAAAAAAGCUAUUCUAUUACAAAGAUUUAAAUAUAUAUAAAUUAGAUCAUCAAGAUUUAGAUGUUUAUGAUAUUGAUGAAAUAUUUGAACAUAAAUUAAUAUUAUAUAAACAUUUAAAGAACCCAAUAAAUUUUGAGAAAAAAUCUAAUCCAAUUAGUCAUGAAUCAUAUCAUACUAUAAAUAGUAUUUUAAAUAAAUUAAAUAUACCAGCAUUUGAUGGUAAUACAAUUGAUAGUUCUAGUGAUUCUGAGUCAGAUAAAAAUAUUACUAUUAACAGAGAGGAAAAACGUAUUUGUGUUUAUAAACCAUGUAUAAAAUCUAAAAGUGACAAAACUAUUGAUAAUAUUUCAGCAAAAAAACGAAAAUUUAAAUUGGAAGAUUCUAGUUUGCAGUCUACACAUAAACGAUGUAAUUUACAAAAUGAAUCACAUUGUACUCCAACAAAAAUAAAAACUGUACAUAGUCCAUGUUCUGUUUCAGAAAAAGAUAUUAAUGAAAAAGAUAUCGUAAAGAAUGAUAUGAACUUGGAAAAUUUAACAGAAAAAAUGAUUAAUGAUAUUGAUCAAAUCAAUGAUCUUACUAAUAAUUCAAUAAUAAUUCAUCCCGAACAUUCUAAGUUAUACACAAAAAAUAAUGAAAAAAUGAAUUAUGAAUUUAAUUUUCCAAGUACAUCAAAAAAUAAUAUAAAUUUAAAUGUAGAUAAUAUUUCAAAUAAAAUAUCAUUGAUAAAUAAAAAUACAGACGAAAAUGAAGAUGAUAUUUUUUGUAAUAUGACAUAUACUCAAUAUCUUAAUAAAAAAUUAGAAGUGGAAUUAGAUAUUUCAAAUAUUAUAUCACGUGAUAGUACAAGUGAUAUAAAAACUAGAUUAAUUAUCAUUACUACUAAAUUUAAUCCACCAAGUAGAGAAAAGAUUAUAAACUCUAUGAAAAUGUAUGAUAUUUUAAAAUUAAAAAACAAUGCAUUAUUCUUUAGUAAUAAAAUUGAUUUGAUGAAGUAUAGAGAAAAAGAAAGUUUAAGUAAUAGUAAUAUUUACAAUGUAAUUUCAUUUAAAUGUAAUUUAGACAAAGUUACAGGGAUUAAACUCUGGCAACGAGUAAAAAUAAACGAAUUUUAUCCUUCUGGUUCAAGUAUAAAAUCUUGUGAUAUAAAAAGAAUUUUAGCUGGAUAUAAUUCAUUAAUAAUUCAUCCCCUUAUUCAUCCACCGACAUCGAGAAAUGUUAAAACUUGGUUAAAAGCCAAAAAAUAUUUAUCAAAAAAAAAUAAACAUAAAAAAAUAAGUGAUUAUAUUGAUAUUCUAAAAGACACAAAAGAAAAUAACAUUAAAGAAACAUUUAAUGAAAGUAUGAAAUAUCAUUCACAAUGUUCUAAUAAUUUGGAGAAUUCAGAUGAAUCUAAUAAUAGUUUUAAUCCUUCCUUACAAGAAAUGCUUGAAAAUCCAUUAUUAUAUAUGAAUGAUACGCGAUAUUUAGGCAUUUCAUAUGGACAAAUUGAAUAUAAUUUGAAAGAAUAUAGUAAUAAUGUAGAAAAAGAAAAUCGUCAAACUGCUAAAAGCUUAAAUAUGCAUCAAUAUUUAACAAUAUUAGCAAUAGAAAUACAUGUUAUUACGCGUGGUAAAUUUCUUCCUGAUCCAAAUCAUGAUUCAAUUGAAGCAAUAUUUUAUGCUAUUUAUAAUGAUGUUCCAUUAUCUUCAAAAAUUGAACAAAUAGAACAUGGUGUUAUUCUUUUAAAUUCAUCUAUAAAAAAUUCAAAAGUAAAAAAUAUAUAUUCUAGUAAUACAUGUACUACAUCUUAUGUAUCAAGUGAAGAAGAUUUAUUAAAUAGCCUUAUAAUAUUAAUUAGACAUUAUGAUCCAGAUAUUUUAAUCGGUUGGGAGAUAGAAUUUCUUUCAUGGGGAUAUAUCUUUCACAGAGCUUCUCAUAUUGGUUUGAAUAAUUUUAAAUGGCAAAUUUCAAGGAUUUCAAAUGCAAUUCCAAUAUUUAAAGGACAAGCAUUUAAUAAAGAUAAUGAUACACAAAUACCAGGACGAAUUAUUUUUGAUGUUUGGAGAUUAAUGCGACAUGAAAUAGCAUUAUUAAAUUAUACAUUUGAAAAUGUUAUGUAUAAUGUCAUGCAUGAAAGAAUUUCAUGUCCUACCUUUCAAAUGUUAACUGAAUGGUGGAAUCAUGAAAAUAUGACUAUGCAAUGGAGAGUUAUUACUCAUUAUAUUAUAAGAGUUAUAGGUACUCUGAGAAUAUUAAUUCAUCUUGAUAUUAUUGGUCAAACAUGUGAACAUGCACGACUUUUUGGAAUACAAUUUUAUGAAGUCUUUUCUAGAGGUUCUCAGUUUCGAGUUGAGUCAAUGAUGUUGAGACUUGCAAAACCUUUAAAUUAUAUUGCAGUUUCACCUUCUGUACAACAAAGAGCACGAAUGCGUGCACCUGAAUCUCUACCGCUUAUUAUGGAACCACAGUCUGCAUUCUAUACUGAUCCAUUGGUUGUCCUGGAUUUUCAAAGUUUAUAUCCGAGUAUUAUUAUAGCUUAUAACUAUUGCUUUUCUACUUGUUUAGGUCGUAUAGAGCAUAUUGGUCAAUAUGAGCCAUAUGAGUUUGGUACAACUACAUUAAAAAUAAAGAAGAAUACUGCUCAAAAACUAGUGGGUAAAAUAAAUUUUGCACCUUGUGGUGUAGCUUUUGUAAAACCAGAAAUACGAAUGGGAAUAUUACCACGUAUGCUUUCAGAAAUUUUAAAUACUCGAUUAAUGAUAAAAAAAUCUAUGAAACUUUAUGAAAAUGAUAAUAAUAUAUUAAAACGUAUUCUUUAUUCACAACAAUUAGGUCUUAAAUUAAUUGCAAAUGUUACUUAUGGUUAUACAGCUGCUAAUUUUAGUGGUAGAAUGCCUUGUAUUGAAAUAGGAGAUAGUGUUGUUAGUAAAGGAAGAGAAACAUUAGAACAAGCAAUUAAAAUAGUAGAAUCUACAGAUAAAUGGGGAGCUGAAGUUGUUUAUGGUGACACAGAUUCUUUGUUCAUUCUUUUACGUGGAAAAUCAAGAAAAGAUGCAUUUAUAAUUGGAACUGAAAUUGCUGAUACUAUUACUGCAGCUAAUCCUCCUCCUGUAAAACUCAAAUUUGAAAAAAUUUUGCAACCAGCAAUAUUACAAACUAAAAAAAGAUACUGUGGUUAUAUGUAUGAAUCUCCAGAACAAACAAAUCCUGAAUAUUUAGCAAAAGGAAUUGAAACUGUUCGUAGAGAUGGUUGUCCAGCUGUAGCUAAAAUACUUGAAAAAACGUUAAAAAUUUUAUUUGAUACAAAGGAUCUUUCUAUGGUAAAAUUAUAUAUUACCAGACAAUUUGAUAAAAUUUUACGUCAAAGAAUAUCUAUUCAAGAUUUAACGUUUGCAAAGGAAUUUCGUGGCUUGAAUGGUUAUAAAACUAAUGCUUGUGUACCUGCUUUAGAAUUAACACGAAGAUUAAUGCGUAAAGAUCCACGAGCAAUACCUCGUACUGGUGAAAGAGUUCGAUACGUUAUAAUUGCUGGAGCCCCAAAUCAACCUUUAAUUCAAUGUGUGCGAACCCCAAUGGAAGUAAUUUCAGAUGAAGGUUUAAAUCCAAAUUCAAUAUAUUAUAUAACAAAAGUUAUCAUACCACCUCUUAAUCGAUGUUUAAAUUUAAUCAACAUUGAUGUUAAUAUAUGGUAUAGAGAAAUGAUCCAUCGUCAAACAUCUGAUAAAACAAUUAGUUUAUGUACAAAUAAUCAAAAAUUAACUAUUCGGCAAUUUUUUAAUACUAUUGUAUGCGUUACUUGUGGAAAUCAAACGCAAAAAGAUAUUUGCAUGAAUUGUAUAGCAAAACCAAGUCAGACAAUUACUAUUUUAUAUGAAAAAUUAAGAUGGUUGGAACGUACUCAUCAUGAACUUACUAUGAUGUGUCAAUCUUGUACUGGUUAUUUAGAUGAACCAAAAUGUGAAUCUUUAGAUUGUCCAAUUUUAUAUCGUUUAAUGCAAGCUAAAAGAGAUCUUAUUCAAAUAACAUAUUUGAAUAAUAUUAUUUAUAAUAGUGAUAUUUCUUGUAUACAUAAAAAAAAUAUAAACUAAUGAUUGUUAUCUUA
Messenger RNA from Apis dorsata (giant honeybee), 5781 nucleotides. RefSeq names its product DNA polymerase zeta catalytic subunit (gene DNApol-zeta). Gene Ontology annotation, biological process: error-prone translesion synthesis; double-strand break repair via homologous recombination. The transcript is spliced from 17 exons. Gene Ontology annotation, cellular component: zeta DNA polymerase complex; nucleus. Gene Ontology annotation, molecular function: nucleotide binding; DNA-directed DNA polymerase activity; DNA binding. The record is from RefSeq and is a predicted model, not a curated record. Bases 92 to 5767 code for a protein of 1891 amino acids. Lineage: Eukaryota; Metazoa; Arthropoda; Insecta; Hymenoptera; Apidae.